UUUUAGUUUAGCACUAUGUUGGUUGCAGUAACUCUUAAAAUACAGUAACCCUAAAAGUCACUGAUUCCCUCACUCCAACACUACCGCCACGCCGGUGCUUCCCCUUCUUCCUGUUCCGUCAACCAGUCACUGCCAGUGCCAGCUUGCUAGCUUGAUUUUGUUAGCUUUUUGAAGAAGGGAUACUUGGUUGGUCCCUCGUUACUAAUUCUUCAUCAAUUUGUAUUUCAUGCUGCUCUCAACUGUUUUUUCCUUUAAUUCCUUCAAUGAUGAUUAUCUAUAAUAAAAGGAGCAUAUGCAAAUGUACCUGAACAUUUUUGAAAUUUGAGAAAUAGACGCUGUUUGAAAUUUUCUUCUAUUAGCUGGCUGACAUACUUGGCAGUGUUUUUAGAGUCCAUAUUUAAAUUGUGGUUUCUCUUCACCCCUGCAUUGCACUCACAUAGGCUAAAAUACACUACCGGAAGAUAUCUUCGCGUGAGCUGGGGUGAUUCAGAGCAAUGUAGGGGGCAGGAGAAGAGGAAUUACCUAUUUAAACCGUGGUUUUAGCCUGUCCGGAAAAUCCUGUAACUUGGUUGGGCUGGUUUGAAUUGGCCAGGUAGCCUGUUUUGACAGGUCUAGAAGAGCAAUUACCUAUCUAGAUUGUGUUUUGGGCUGGUUUGAAUUGGCCAGGUUCAAAUAGAAAGUUGUCGGGACUUCUAAAAAGUCGUUGAUUCUACAUUUUGCUCUUAUUUCUCCAUCAAAUGGAAAGUAAAUCUUCCGGUUCCGCUACAAAUUUGGUAGAUCAAUUAGUGUAUCCUGGAGAUGUGGUUCUUGACCUCUCUAGCAUGACAAACCAGACUAUUAAGCUUGGAGGCGGUCUACGUCAGGACUGUGAUGUGAUUUCUGUAAUGAAGGCUGGCAGGCUUAGGUUCUCCAAGCCUAAUAAAUACUGGGUUGAAAGUUCUCAAAAGAGGUAUGUGCCCCAUGCAGAGGAUUCGGUUCUUGGAAUAGUUGUUGACUCCAGAUCAGAUAACUUUCUGGUGGAUAUAAAAGGACCUGCUAUAGCAUUUCUACCUGUGCUUGCAUUUGAAGGAGGAACAAGAAGAAAUAUACCUAAGUUUGAGGUGGGUGCUUUGCUUUAUGUGCGGGUUGUUAAAGCAAAUCCUGGAAUGAAUCCUGAGUUGUCAUGCACUGAUGCCAGUGGGAAAGCAGGACAGUAUGGUGUCCUAAAAGAAGGCUAUAUGUUCGAGUGUUCGACUGGUCUCUCACGGAUGCUUCUCAGCUCUCCCACAUGUCCAGUACUUGAUACUUUAGGGAAGAAACUCUCUUUCGAGAUAGCAGUUGGCUUAAAUGGACGUGUUUGGGUCAAUGCCUCGUCUCCACCUACAACCAUCAUCGUAGCUAAUGCACUUAUAAACUCAGAGCCAUUGAGUGGUGUCCAACAGAAGAUAAUGGCUGAAAAGCUGCUUCAGAGGGUCCAGUGACCAAGUUAGUCGUCCGUGUAUAAUUUUGAGUUGAAGUUCACUGUGAUACCAAAUGCUGAUGCUUCUGCAGGCGAGCACUGUCUGUGAGACUACAACAACUAGCUAAGUGCAGAAAUGAUUUUCAGCAGCUUGACUGUUUAAUACAAGUUACAUGGAAUUUAGAUAGAAUGAUAUGAUAUGUUAUACAUUUCUAGGAGUUUAAUUUUCCGGUUAUAUUGAUUGCCUCCACAAAAUAUUUGACCGAAGAUCAAUCCUUAUCUUUGUUAUUUACAGUAUAUUCUUCAUUUAUAGGCAUACAGUACUAGCAAGUAGCAAUAUUUGUCUAAUUUAAAAAGACCGUUACAAUUUUUAUAUAUUUGACUAAAAAACACAAAUCUAAAUUGAAGUUAAGUAGAAUGUAAUUUGAUGGAA
This is a messenger RNA of Trifolium pratense (red clover), 1871 nucleotides long. RefSeq names its product putative exosome complex component rrp40. Gene Ontology annotation, cellular component: cytoplasmic exosome (RNase complex); nuclear exosome (RNase complex). Gene Ontology annotation, molecular function: RNA binding. Gene Ontology annotation, biological process: poly(A)-dependent snoRNA 3'-end processing; nuclear polyadenylation-dependent rRNA catabolic process; CUT catabolic process. The record is from RefSeq and is a predicted model, not a curated record. The coding region runs from base 738 to 1460 and encodes 240 amino acids. The transcript is spliced from 10 exons. NCBI's taxonomy places the organism in Eukaryota, Viridiplantae, Streptophyta, Magnoliopsida, Fabales, Fabaceae.